Messenger RNA from Stegostoma tigrinum, 2275 nucleotides. RefSeq names its product oleoyl-ACP hydrolase (gene olah). Gene Ontology annotation, biological process: lipid biosynthetic process. NCBI's taxonomy places the organism in Eukaryota, Metazoa, Chordata, Chondrichthyes, Orectolobiformes, Stegostomatidae. The record is from RefSeq and is a predicted model, not a curated record. The transcript has 7 exons. The coding region runs from base 407 to 1171 and encodes 254 amino acids.
UCCCAGCGCGUCACACCCGCUCUGCAAGCAGUGGUUGUGCUGGUGCUGAACUCGACCGGAACGAGGGCUGUUUCUGGCCCAGGUCGCGGGCGAUCCGCAGCGAUUCCAAGUUGUCCCAGCCACUCCGCUUAGAGAUUGUCACCCCUUUGAUGAUGAAUGUUUAAACCUUCCUGAAUUCAGGUUGUCUCUGUGCCUCAUUCUCUCCUGUUUAUACCCCGAGCUUUUAUUCUCCGCCAAGGAUAUUUGACGCAGGGAUUUAACAAGCACAUCUCCUCCAAAUAUUUAAUUAAUGUGUUACACUGUCAGUAAAAUAAGCUUGACACUACACACUGACUUCCAAUGAACAGUUCCGGGGUUGGGAGUGGACCGUCCGGUUGUGGGUCUGAAGUGUUAAUUUUUUAAAGAAAUGGAUAAAAUAGUUAACUGUCUGUAUCGAAGACCUGAAGCACUUUUCAGACUCAUCUGCUUUCCCUGGGCUGGAGGUGGAUCUAUACAUUAUGCUCAGUGGGGAAAACACUUUACCAAUUUAAUAGAAGUUUACUCAAUCCGCCUUCCUGGAAGAGAAACCCGUUCUAAGGAGCCUAUUACACAAAAUUUUGAGGAGCUUAUUGAGGAAAUUUCCAGCGCCUUGCUGCCCUGCCUUAAGGAGAAGCCUUUUGCAUUUUUUGGUCACAGUUUUGGAGCAUACCUCAGUUUUGCUACAGCAGAAUUGAUACAAAAGAGUCAUGGUUUGGAACCUGUACACCUUUUUAUAUCUGGUGCUUCAGCACCACAUUCUCCAGCUCGCUAUCCUAUUCAGAAGAAGUCAGAUCUCCCAGACGAUGAAUUUUUGAAAUGGAUGACAUCUAUUGGUGGUACCCCAUCUGAAAUUCUUGCCAACAAAACCAUUCUGCAACUGUUUGUCCCAGUGUUAAAAGCAGACCUUAGACUUGUGGAAUUAGUUAGAUAUGAAAAACCCCAGGACAAGCUCUUCACUUGUUCCAUCAGUAGCUUCGAUGGGAAAGAUGAUGUACCACAUGACCUUGAAGCCUGGAGCGAUUUAACAAGUGGAGAAUUUACCAUCCACAAGCUUCCUGGAGCUCACUUCUACCUCAAAGAACCAGAUAAUGAAAAGUUUUUAAUAGCUUACAUUACAAAGCAUUUAGAGACGGCUGAAGUACACUACCUUUAAAGAUAGAAAUCUUCUUAAAUUGAAUAAGUUCUGAACGCUCACCCUAUAUGAUAUAGAGACCUUAAUUUAGGAAGUUACUGACAUAACCAUGAUGCCCCCUGCAGCUGUACAAGUUAUAACUGAUAACACAGAGCGUUCAUUAAUGUUAAAGGUUCAGUUGUUUUAUUUUCCAAAGAAAAUGAAAUGUAUCAACAGUACAGAAAAUAGAGACCGUGUUUUUAAUUAUUAAUAUUGUUAUUAUUAACAGUCAUCUGUUUGGACGUGACACACCUCUGGGAAAGGUGCACCUUGAAUCCAAAUCACCCAGUCCAGAGACAGGGACAUUAGCAUUGUGCCACAAGACUUCCAAUUUCCUUUGAAAUGUACGAUUUUUUAUUAAUAUGUACCAGAUUACUCUGACCACAUGAUUUUUCAAAUUAGUGCCGUGGCUCUUUGAAUUUUCAUUCAGUAUAUUUUGUGGCCAAUUGUAUACUCAUAGCACAACAUUGUAAAAGGAUUCCAUUUCAAAAGUUAUGCAUUUCUGUAAUAUUGUACCAAACUUAGACAAUUUCUUAUGCCAUUUUGUACAUUUGCCCUGUGUUUUUGUUUCAUUUAAGCAUUAUGAACUUGUACCUUGUGUAUGUACAAUUUAAAGAUUCUCCUAUUAUCACAAAAAAAUCCUUUUUAACAUGUGCAUCUAUAGGUGACAGUCCAGGCAGAAUUCUUAGAAUAGUGUAAGAAUGUUCUGAGCCUUAGCAUCAUAGUUGUUCCUUGGUCUAAGGGGUAGGAAAGCAAAACGGAAGCUUUCUGUAAGGUGAAAUUCCCGAGACUGUGGGAGAUUCGCAUUCUGCCUUGAUUUGUAACUGCCUCCCAUACAGCUACAAAGCUGUUCCACCCUACAGGAAUUUUGGGUCCAAUAUGUUUAGUGAUCCAUAAAUGUUUUAUCAUUUCCUGUAAAAGUCAUCGAAAUGUUUUUGUGGUAUCUUCUCCAUACAUGAAAAGGAAAGACAAACUUAGGUAUUUUACAAUGAUUUGGUUUUAUGCUUGCCCCAUUAAAAGGUAUAAUGUUUCAAUAAUCCCUAUCAAAAAUAAAGUGACUUUGCAGUUGAAUUGUUUUAUUCAAAA